Cotesia congregata is the source of this 2831-nucleotide messenger RNA. The record is from the annotation of a GenBank genome assembly. Lineage: Eukaryota; Metazoa; Arthropoda; Insecta; Hymenoptera; Braconidae.
AUGUCUCAAGAAGACGACGUGGGAUUUUUAUACAAGACCAUGAUCGAACGAGAUCCAAAAAAGCGUAGAGUGAAACCGGUCGAAUCUGCACAAACUUCAUUGUUAGAUUUUGAUUUGGGAGAAAGUUCUGAUGAUAGUGAUUUCCGCAUUGAAGAUCAUUGUGAAGAAUCUGAUGAUGAUUCUGUUGACUCUCAUGAUGAUGGCAAAGACAACGCAGGGUCAGAUGAAUCCGAUGAUUCAAUGGGAGAUCCAUUGAUGGUUGGAAAAAAUAAUACUGGUGUGACUGUUAAUGAUAUUAUUGAGAAAGCGAGACAACAAGCUGCCAAGGGGGAGAUUUUAGAUGAAAAAUUAGCCAAAAUGCUUAUUUGCUGUGGUUGUUUAGGAGACAGAAGUGAUGAUAUUAAUGAAAUUGUUGAGUGUGAUGGAUGUGGAGUAACAGUUCAUGAAGGAUGCUAUGGAGUAUCAGAUGUUGAAAGUUUUUCAAGCACAGAUUCAUUGUGUCAGUCCGCACCUUGGUUCUGUGAAGCUUGUAGCGCAGGAAUUGAAAAUCCGUCAUGUGAAUUGUGUCCCAACAAAGGAGGAAUAUUCAAAGAAACUGAUGUAGGUAAAUGGGUGCAUUUAGUAUGUGCUCUAUACGUUCCUGGCGUUGCCUUUGGUGAGGUGGAUCGUCUAGCAAGCGUAACUCUUUUCGAAAUGGCCUACAGCAAAUGGGGUUCAAAAUCGUGUUCAUUGUGUGAAGAUGCUCGCUUUGCUCGUACCGGGGUGUGUAUUGAGUGCGACGCAGGAAUGUGCCAUACGUAUUUCCACGUAACUUGUGCCCAAAGAGAAGGAUUGUUAUCAGAAGCGCACAGUGAAGAAGUAGAUCAAGCCGACCCAUUUUACGCUCAUUGUAAAUUACAUUCUGAUAAAACACUAGUUCGAAGACGAAGACGCAACUGGUUAGCGUUACAAAUUCGCGCUCAGUAUCGCCAAGAGUUACUGAAGCAGCCAGGACAUCUAGAUACUGAAGAGCAGCGCCGGAUUCAAAGAAAACUCGCUAAGCACAGACAUAAAUAUUUGGCUCACAAAGCAUCAAGGCAACCACCUUGGGUGCCUACUCAAAAGAUGCCGCGUUUAUUGACUACCUCGGCGUCUGCUUGUCGGCAAUUAGCAAGAAAAGCUGAGCUUAUGGGGAUAGACACAGUUGCGUUAGAAGCGCAAGAAGCCCAGCUUGUUGCUCUGGUUGAUGUCAGGAAAAAAUGGCAUAUUCCUCCGGCGUUUAGCGUUGAGUUUAUUGGUUAUUAUCUUGAUCGUAAUUUACGUGUGAUAUCGAUGAAACGCAAGCUUCAAGAGCUGCUGGAUGUCAACACACAGCUGCUGACUGACCAGCAAAGACUUGACAGAAGGUACGACGAAGUUAUGAAAGACAAUGAAGAACAGAUUAGGAUAAAUGUUACUUUGAAAGAAAAAAUAGAAUUGUAUCAUCAAGUUAUUAGACUCGCUGGUUAUGUUAAGCCAUUACCACUUAUUGGAGAUCUUUCGAAACCCCGAGUGCCUACUUUAGGUACGGGACUCGGGGUUCCUACGGCAGCUGCGCUUAAAAUGGGGGUUGGUUUUCCACUGCCUGUUAGCAAAGGAAGUGAAGGUGCGAGGGAAGGCCGAGUUCUUAGUAGUCAAGCUAUGGAACUUACGCAAAAACCUGAGCUGACACUUAGACAUCAGUGCGGAAUUUGUCGUAGAGCGACCAAUCAACAUUUGCUUGCUAAGUGUGACACGUGUCAUCUUCAUUAUCAUCUUUCUUGCUUGAGCCCUCCGUUGUCUCGUAUGCCCAAGAAAACUAAACUUAUGGGCUGGCAAUGUUCUGAGUGUGAUAAAGAAUCUUCAGGAUCAGAAGUCGAGCAUGUCGAUACCUCAGCACCUAGAAAAUUACGUCACUGUAAAGACGAAGUAGCACCGAGUGAAGAAAGCCAAUUACCAAGCACUCCAAGCACACCUACAUCAUCAAAAGCGGUAAUCCCUACAGUAGUGAUUUCGGAACCGCAACCUAUGCCGAAGUUGACUAUCAAGCCAAUGAUUAUUCCCCAACCACCGGUAGCUGAGCCCAUACAAGUUGAAAACUCGCCAUACGUUCCACCAAGUGUCACUGUACCAAUUACUCCUCGAGAAGGUUCUCCGCAGUACAUGGUAGCUUCUGCCGAUGGGACUGAGUCAGUCUCCCAGCGAAGUGCUAAAAAAAGGCGACGAGAGAAACAUAAAAGAUAUACUCCAGAUCCUAUCACGGGAAUUAAACAACGGAAACGUAAGCACAAGAGGAAGAGCUUGGAUGUUGAAAAUCCAGAUGGUCAACCUGAAAUUCACCGAAGGAUUACGAUUAAGAUCAAGCCGAUUCCUAGACCAGAAGGUUCUGAAGUCUCAGACUCGAGUCCACAAAUGUUUGUCGCUACUUCGACGAGUACAGAAAUAACAACACCUCCACCACCACCCCCGCCUGUUCAUGUCUUUCCAGUUCCAGUUCCAGUUCCACCUCCACCUCCGCCACCAGUUCCUCAAACUUCUCCGAUUCCUCCAGCACCUAUGAUAAUUAAUAACCCAAUUACGCCAGUAGUCGUUAAUACUUCCAGUAAUUCUCGAUUAUCGUCAGGGAAGAAAGUUAAAGACGCUGAACUUCUUACUCAUUGUACUGUUUGCGGCUCAACUGGAACUUCACAGAAUAUUGUGAUGUGUGAUGAGUGCAAAAAAUGUUAUCAUUUCACUUGUUUGGAACCUCCGGUUAAAAAGUCACCUAAGCGACGAGGAUACUCUUGGCAUUGUGCAGAUUGUGAUCCCAGUGUAAGUAAUACUUGACAAAUUCA